AAAACUUUGUAAAAUCAAUCCAUGUUUCAGUUCAAAGGCCUGCAAAAUACGCCGAGCAGCUUAAAGUCUCGUCUGAAGAUAAAAUCAAGCCAACCCAUGAUUUUAAACACCUUGAAAUCUCAAACAAGGUCGACAGAGAUGGAUCCUGGAAUCUGGAGCAAGCUGCCACAAGAACUCCUGGAGCACAUACUCUGUUUUUUGCCUCUUAAAACCUUCUUGAAUUUGAGGUCAACUUGUAAGAAUUUCAACUCCCUUGUAUUCACUCCUUCUUUCGUUUCCAAGCACUCUUCUGGUUCUCAUUUGUCUUCGUUUUUGUUGCUUUCUCAUCCACAUUUUUACUGUCAUUUCCCUCUCUAUGAUAUCACCAUUGGGUCUUGGCAUAACUUGGUAGUUCCCGCCUCUUUGUUCCCUUCUUUUGUUUCUGAGUUAAAUCUCGUUUCAUCUUCCAAUGGACUUUUAUGCUUUUCCCUCUCAAACUCAUGUUCUUUCCUCGUAUGCAACAUGUUGGGUAAAUCUUCUAGGGUUAUUCAACACCCUUUCUUCCCUUUCUCUUUCGGGCUGCUCACUUUGGUUUCAACUCCGAAAGGGUACAAAAUCUUCAUGCUCUGCUCUAAAUUCCUUACAAAUUACGCUUUCGUGUACGACUCAAAGGACCAUUCUUGGAGAAGACACGAUGGUUUUCAACCUCUCUUGAUCGAUAAUCUUCACCAAGAAGGUGCAUUCUACAAAGGGUCUUUGUGUUUCAGCACACCAGAGCCGUUUUCGAUCGUGUGCUUCAAUUUGGAAACCGGAAAAUGGGGGAAUCUCUACACUGAAAUGCCGAGGGGGCUGACGUUUGUGAGGCUGGUGAGUGAUGCCGUGAAAGGGAAGCUGUAUUUGGUCGGGGGGGUGGGGAGGAAUGGGAUUUCGAGGAGCGUGGAAUUGUGGGAAUUAGGGGAGGGAGGAAACUGGGAGGAACUUGAAAGAUUGCCUGAGCUGAUGUGCAGGAAAUUUGUGUCGGUGUGUUACCAUAACUAUGAACAAGUUUAUUGCUUUUGGCAUGAGGGGAUGAUCUUUGUUUGCUGCCUUACUUGGCCGGAGAUUUUGUAUUACAAGGUUUCGAGGAGGAGCUGGCAUUGGUUGCCCAAGUGUCCUUUAAUACCCGACAAGUGGAGCUAUGGUUUUAAGUGCUUCUCUUUUGCCCCACGCUUGUAUGCUUUUGCCUGACUCGCUUGUUUUACUGUUUACCUUGUGUUUGAGAGGGAGCUGCACUUGUGUUUAUCAAUUCUAGAUAAUGUGAUAAUUUGUGUGGGAAUUAUUUGACAGGAUCUGUGUUUAAGCAAUCUGAU
Molecule: messenger RNA, 1328 nt
Organism: Hibiscus syriacus
Lineage: Eukaryota; Viridiplantae; Streptophyta; Magnoliopsida; Malvales; Malvaceae
Product: F-box/kelch-repeat protein At5g43190-like
Exons: 1
Coding region: 22-1206 (394 amino acids)
Molecular function (GO): protein binding
Source: RefSeq, a predicted model, not a curated record